Merops nubicus (carmine bee-eater) is the source of this 1571-nucleotide messenger RNA. It is a transcript of the gene STT3A, whose product is annotated as STT3A, subunit of the oligosaccharyltransferase complex (catalytic). Gene Ontology annotation, biological process: post-translational protein modification. The transcript is spliced from 11 exons. The annotation marks the transcript as partial. Lineage: Eukaryota; Metazoa; Chordata; Aves; Coraciiformes; Meropidae. Gene Ontology annotation, cellular component: membrane. The record is from RefSeq and is a predicted model, not a curated record. Gene Ontology annotation, molecular function: dolichyl-diphosphooligosaccharide-protein glycotransferase activity.
GCAUUGCCAUCUUCUGCAUGCUCCUGACCUACUACAUGUGGAUCAAAGCCGUCAAAACCGGUUCCAUCUACUGGGCUGCCAUGUGUGCCCUCGCCUACUUCUACAUGGUCUCCUCGUGGGGUGGCUACGUCUUUCUGAUCAACCUCAUCCCCUUGCACGUCCUGGUCCUGAUGCUCACGGGCCGCUUCUCCCACAGGAUCUACGUGGCCUACUGCACAGUCUACUGCUUGGGAACCAUCCUCUCCAUGCAGAUCUCCUUCGUUGGCUUCCAGCCUGUCCUCUCCUCGGAGCACAUGGCCGCGCUCGGGGUCUUCGGCCUGUGCCAGAUCCACGCCUUCGUCGACUACCUGCGCAGCAAGCUCAACCCCCAGCAGUUUGAGGUCCUCUUCAGGAGUGUCAUCUCCUUGGUCGGCUUCGUCCUCCUCACCAUCGGGGCCUUGCUGAUGCUCACAGGGAAGAUCUCCCCGUGGACGGGACGUUUCUACUCCCUGCUGGAUCCCUCCUAUGCGAAGAACAACAUCCCCAUCAUCGCCUCCGUCUCCGAGCACCAGCCCACCACCUGGUCCUCCUACUACUUUGACCUCCAGCUUCUCGUUUUCAUGUUCCCAGUUGGUCUCUACUACUGCUUCAGCAACCUCUCAGACGCCCGAAUUUUCAUCAUCAUGUAUGGUGUGACCAGCAUGUACUUCUCAGCUGUCAUGGUGCGUCUGAUGCUGGUGCUGGCCCCGGUGAUGUGCAUCCUGUCUGGCAUUGGGGUCUCUCAGGUCUUGUCCACCUACAUGAAGAACCUGGACAUCAGCCGGCCGGACAAGAAGAGCAAAAAGCAGCAAGACUCCACCUACCCCAUCAAAAAUGAAGUGGCCAGUGGCAUGAUCUUGGUCAUGGCUUUCUUCUUGAUCACCUACACCUUCCACUCCACCUGGGUGACCAGCGAGGCCUACUCCUCCCCCUCCAUCGUCCUGUCCGCCCGCGGUGGCGACGGCAGCAGGAUCAUCUUUGAUGACUUCAGAGAAGCUUACUACUGGCUGCGUCACAACACCCCGGAGGACGCCAAGGUGAUGUCCUGGUGGGACUACGGCUACCAGAUCACCGCCAUGGCCAACAGGACCAUCCUGGUGGACAACAACACCUGGAACAACACCCACAUCUCCCGCGUGGGGCAGGCCAUGGCGUCAACAGAGGAGAAAGCCUAUGAGAUCAUGAGGGAGCUGGACGUCAGCUACGUGCUGGUCAUCUUUGGAGGCCUCACCGGGUACUCAUCUGAUGACAUCAACAAGUUCCUGUGGAUGGUGCGGAUCGGCGGCAGCACGGACACGGGGCGCCACAUCAAGGAGCACGACUACUACACCCCCACGGGGGAGUUCCGCGUGGACCGCGAGGGCUCCCCGGUGCUCCUCAACUGCCUCAUGUACAAGAUGUGCUACUACCGCUUCGGCCAGGUCUACACCGAGGCCAAGCGGCCGCCGGGCUACGACCGGGUGAGGAACGCCGAGAUCGGCAACAAGGACUUCGAGCUGGACGUUCUGGAGGAGGCCUACACCACAGAGCAUUGGUUGGUCCGAAUAUACAAG